Messenger RNA from Cariama cristata (Red-legged seriema), 1089 nucleotides. RefSeq names its product serine/threonine-protein kinase WNK3-like. Gene Ontology annotation, biological process: intracellular signal transduction; positive regulation of sodium ion transmembrane transporter activity; protein phosphorylation. The record is from RefSeq and is a predicted model, not a curated record. Gene Ontology annotation, cellular component: cytoplasm; cytosol. Gene Ontology annotation, molecular function: chloride channel inhibitor activity; protein serine/threonine kinase activity; potassium channel inhibitor activity. Lineage: Eukaryota; Metazoa; Chordata; Aves; Cariamiformes; Cariamidae. The transcript has 8 exons. Bases 1 to 1089 code for a protein of 362 amino acids.
AUGAACCCCACGGACCGUAAGUUGACCAAGCUGGAGCAGCAACGGUUCAAGGAAGAAGCGGAGAUGUUAAAGGGGUUGCAGCACCCCAACAUCGUCCGCUUCUACGACUCUUGGGAGUCCACGGUCAAGGGCAAGAAGUGCAUCGUCCUCGUCACCGAACUGAUGACAUCGGGCACCCUCAAGACGUAUCUCAAGAGGUUCAAGGUGAUGAAACCCAAAGUUUUACGGAGUUGGUGCCGACAAAUUUUGAAGGGUCUCCAUUUUCUCCACACCCGUACGCCACCCAUCAUCCACCGGGACCUCAAGUGUGACAACAUCUUCAUCACCGGCCCGACGGGUUCCGUCAAAAUCGGCGAUUUGGGGUUGGCCACGCUGAUGCGAACGUCUUUCGCUAAAAGCGUCAUCGGAACGCCGGAAUUUAUGGCGCCGGAGAUGUACGAGGAACGUUACGACGAGUCGGUGGACGUCUACGCCUUCGGGAUGUGCAUGUUGGAGAUGGGCACCUCCGAGUAUCCGUACUCCGAAUGCCAAAACGCCGCCCAGAUCUACCGCAAAGUCACCAGCGGCAUCAAGCCGGCUAGCUUUGACAAGGUGACGGACCCGGAGGUGAAGGAGAUCAUCGAAGGUUGCAUCCGGCAAAACAAAGCGGAGAGGCUUUCCAUCCGGGACCUGUUGAAUCACGUUUUCUUCGCGGAGGACACGGGGUUACGGGUGGAGUUGGCGGAAGACGACGGGGGUUUGGAUUCCUCCUUGGCGCUUCGCCUUUGGGUGGAAGAUCCCAAGAAGUUGAAGGGCAAACACAAGGACAACGAAGCCAUCGAGUUCAGCUUCGACCUGGAGGUCGACGUCCCCGAGGAGGUGGCCUACGAGAUGGUAAAAUCCGGUUUCUUCCACGAGAGCGAUUCCAAAGCCGUCGCCAAAUCCAUCCGGGAUCGGUUGACGUUGAUGACGCCGGCACCCGUGGUGUCACCGGGGCGGCCGAGCUCGCGCCGCAGGUCCUUGGGUGCUACCAACGAGGGUCACCAGGACCACCCCAAGAUGGGGUGUCCCCUACCUGUGGCCGUCCCAUCCCCUCGCAGGUGCCGGUAA